UUGUUUUACGUUUCAGCUGCCAAAGAAAGUGAACAAUGAAACUGCCGUUUCUUUUGGCUCUGGCAGUCUGUUCUGCAGUCAGCACGAAUCUGAAGAUGGUGUCAAAAAGAAAUUCUGUGGAUGGCUGCAUUGACUGGUCAGUGGAUCUCAAGACAUACAUGGCUCUGGCAGGUGAACCAGUCAGAGUGAAAUGUGCCCUUUUCUACAGUUACAUUCGCACCAACUACAGCAUGGCCCAGAGUACUGGGCUCAGGCUUAUGUGGUACAAAAAUAAAGGUGAUUUAGAAGAGCCUAUCAUCUUUUCAGAGGUCAGGAUGAGCAAAGAGGACGAUUCAAUAUGGUUUCACUCAGCUGAGGCUCAAGAUAGUGGGUUCUACACUUGUGUUUUGAGAAAUUCCACAUAUUGCAUGAAGGUAUCAAUGUCCUUGACUGUUGCAGAGAAUGAAUCAGGCUUGUGCUACAAUAGCAGGAUCCGCUACUUAGAAAAAUCUGAAGUCACUAAAAGAAAAGAGAUCUCCUGCCCAGAUAUGGAUGAUUUUAAGAAGUCUGAUCAUGAACCCGAUGUUGUGUGGUACAAGGAGUGCAAGCCAAAAAUGUGGAGAAGCAUUAUAAUACAGAAGGGGAAUACUCUUCUCAUUCAGGAAGUUCAAGAAGAAGAUGGAGGAAAUUACACGUGUGAACUUAAAUAUGAAGGAAAGCUUGUAAGACGAACAACAGAACUGAAAGUUACAGCUUUACUCACAGACAAGCCUCCCAAGCCUUUGUUCCCCAUGGAGAAUCAGCCAAGUGUUAUAGAUGUCCAGCUGGGUAAACCUCUGAACAUUCCUUGCAAAGCUUUCUUUGGAUUCAGCGGAGAGUCUGGACCAAUGAUGUACUGGAUGAAAGGCGAGAAGUUUAUUGAAGAACUGGCAGGUCACAUUAGAGAAGGUGAAAUAAGGCUUCUAAAAGAGCAUCUUGGAGAAAAAGAAGUUGAAUUAACACUCAUCUUUGACUCAGUGGUGGAGGCUGACUUGGCUAAUUAUACCUGCCAUGUGGAAAACAGAAACGGACGGAAACAUGCCAGUGUUCUGCUUCGUAAAAAGGAUUUAAUCUACAGAAUUGAGCUUGCAGGGGGCCUGGGAGCAAUCUUACUCCUCUUUAUACUGCUGGUGAUUGUCUACAAAUGCUACAACAUAGAAUUGAUGCUUUUCUACCGACAGCAUUUUGGAAGUGAUGAAACUACUGAUGACAACAAGGAAUAUGAUGCCUAUCUAUCUUACACAAAAGUGGAUCAAGAUACUUUAGAUUGUGACAACCCUGAAGAAGAACAGUUUGCUCUUGAAAUACUGCCAGAUGUUCUAGAAAAACACUAUGGAUAUAAACUCUUCAUCCCAGAAAGGGAUCUGAUUCCAAGUGGAACAUACGUUGAAGAUCUCACAAGAUGUGUUGAGCAAAGCAGAAGACUUAUUAUCGUGCUAACUCCAGACUAUAUUCUCAGACGAGGAUGGAGUAUUUUUGAACUGGAAAGCAGACUCCAUAACAUGCUAGUCAGUGGUGAAAUCAAAGUGAUUUUGAUUGAGUGUACAGAAUUGAAAGGAAAGGUGAAUUGCCAGGAAGUGGAAUCACUAAAGCGAAGCAUCAAACUUCUAUCACUGAUCAAGUGGAAGGGACCCAAAAGCAGCAAAUUAAAUUCUAAGUUUUGGAAGCACUUAGUGUAUGAAAUGCCCAUCAAGAAAAAAGAAACGCUAUCCCAUUGCCAUGCUCUAGACUCUGCGGAGCAAGGGCUUUUUGGCGAACUCCAGCCUCUACCCUCAAUUGCCAUGACCAAUACCUCGGCCUCUAUGGCACCGUCUCAAGCUGAGCUCCCUGAAUUCCAUCACUCAGAUUCAAUGCAAAUGAGGCACUGUUGCAGAGGAUAUAAACAUGAAAUGCCAAGCACCACCUUGCCACUACCAUCUUUAGGCAACCACCACACUUACUGCAACUUGCCACUAACACUACUCAAUGGACAACUACCCCUUAAUAACGCUCUGAAGGAUACAGAGGAAAUUCCUAGGAACAAUUCCCUUUUACCUUUAUCAUCCAAAGAGCUGAGCUUCACCAGUGAUAUUUGGUAGUGAAAAAAUCCUCAGUUCCUCUGAAAAGCUAUAUGAGCACACAGAGUAUGUAGUGUACGAAGCAUAAAUACACCUAAUAACACUGAGGUGCUGAAAAACUAAAGAAAAAGGCACAAAAAUCACGUUUGUACUUAUAUAUUUUUGUUUACAUUUCCAGAACUGUGGGGGAAAAGAAGAUCUUCCUUUUGUAGUAUGUCACCUUGCCUCAGUGUACAGUUUUGAUUUUUUUUCCUGAAAUGAAAGAAAAUUUUAAAUUGUGACAUUUUAGAGCAUGUUUUAUGCCACAUGGACUGC
Messenger RNA from Nannospalax galili (Upper Galilee mountains blind mole rat), 2390 nucleotides. RefSeq names its product interleukin 1 receptor accessory protein like 2 (gene Il1rapl2). Gene Ontology annotation, biological process: signal transduction. Gene Ontology annotation, molecular function: interleukin-1, type II, blocking receptor activity. The record is from RefSeq and is a predicted model, not a curated record. The transcript is spliced from 10 exons. NCBI's taxonomy places the organism in Eukaryota, Metazoa, Chordata, Mammalia, Rodentia, Spalacidae. The coding region runs from base 36 to 2096 and encodes 686 amino acids.